This is a messenger RNA of Alternaria hordeiaustralica, 768 nucleotides long. RefSeq lists its product as uncharacterized. The coding region runs from base 1 to 768 and encodes 255 amino acids. Gene Ontology annotation, molecular function: structural constituent of ribosome. The transcript has a single exon. Gene Ontology annotation, biological process: translation; mitochondrial translational initiation. Gene Ontology annotation, cellular component: mitochondrial small ribosomal subunit; ribosome. The record is from RefSeq and is a predicted model, not a curated record. NCBI's taxonomy places the organism in Eukaryota, Fungi, Ascomycota, Dothideomycetes, Pleosporales, Pleosporaceae.
AUGGCCUCACGAUCGUUGGGCGAGCUUCUGCUCCGCCCUUCCAACUUCACACGGAUACCGCACACCUCGAGCCGGACAACACCGUCAUGGACAUGUCAACGAGCGAUUUCGCACACACCGAGAUGCUUUGCGCAGCAACCACUGCCAAAGAACGACGACGAGCACUACGUACCCGAACGGGAAGCUCAACGGCCGCAAGCCCGCUACAUGCCUGAGCGGGAGGCCGCAGCACCACAACCUCGGCCACAGCCCACCACGCAAAGAAAUACUACACAGACGAUGGACGCUCUCCUCGGCAGCAUGCCCCGGAACGCAGGGUCUAACCCACCAACAAACCGCGUCUUCGGCGAGGAGUUUGCAGGCUCCGGCAGCAGACGACCUGGUAGGAGGCCAGGCCUGGAUUUCAGCCAAAUGGCGACGACCGAUGGAAUGCUAAAUCCCACCCUCGCCAACAAACCCUCCGAGGCGUCACCACUCGCUGUACAACAAGAAGAGACAUUUGCCCAGUUCCCGCGCUUGAACCCCGCAUAUGGACGCACUGUAGAGUUGGAUGUCAACCGAGGACGGGAUAUUGUGAGGGGCAUCGGCAUGUUGGGAAGUUUGAUGGCAAGGAACAAGGUCAAGAGCGACUUCAACAAGCAAAAGUUCCACGAAAGAGGCGGACUGAAGCGGAAGCGGUUGGCAUCUGAGCGGUGGAGAGCGAGGUUCCGAAAGGGUUUCCAGGACGUCACAAACCGCGUGACAGAAUUGACGAGGAAGGGAUGGUAG